AACGCCUGUUACCGGGGCUGCCGGCUGUUCUCCAUCUGUCACUUCGUGGAUGCGAGCGCCGAGCUCAACACGACCAGAGCUGAGUGCGAAGCAGCCUGUGCUGAAGCCUACGGCAACGCAGAGGAGCAGUUUGGGUGCGUGACCGGGUGCCGCAAGCAGCUGCCCGAGGUGGAGGAGAGCAGGAAGGAGAAGAGCCUGGAGCUGAAAUUGCCGUCGUUCUCCAUGCUGGAUUUGGUCUCCACCUUCUGCAACGACAUCGUCAGCUCUGCCCAGAGCUUCAUCUCCUCCACCUGGACCUUCUACCUGCAGGCGGAUGAUGGCAAAGUCGUGGUGUUCCAGUCCCAGCCUGAGAUGGAGUUCCCAGCAGCCGAGGCCCUGGAGAUCCAGCCAGCACAGCCGGGAUCGGGGUCGGGGUCCAGCCCUGGUGUCCCCCAGCCCCACACAGGCCCCCGGGCAAAGGGGGACAAGCCCCCUGUGAAGGAGCCGCGGGGCAAGGCCAAGGUGCAUCCCCCGGAGCCCCCGCAGCAGGAGCACGACUUCCUGGGCUGCAUGUCCAA
Messenger RNA from Zonotrichia albicollis (white-throated sparrow), 557 nucleotides. Lineage: Eukaryota; Metazoa; Chordata; Aves; Passeriformes; Passerellidae. The record is from RefSeq and is a predicted model, not a curated record.